Molecule: messenger RNA, 2407 nt
Organism: Oncorhynchus mykiss (rainbow trout)
Lineage: Eukaryota; Metazoa; Chordata; Actinopteri; Salmoniformes; Salmonidae
Product: transmembrane protein 200A
Source: RefSeq, a predicted model, not a curated record
GCAGUGCGCAUAGCAUCACGGCUGGAGAAGGAAUGGAAGCGUGAAAGAAAAGUAGAGGUGGGAAUGUUCGGUCUGUCUUGUGAGGAGGGCGGCCACAUGUAGCGUCAUUUUUGGCUAAUGCUUUUGAAAAUGCAUUUUUUUUUCUCCCCAGUAACGAACGACAAGGAUAUCUAGAAAACGUAUUGAAUAAGAGAUAGAGUUUAUAGGAGACGGCGAGCAGCAGAACCACACUCAUCCUUGAUCCUUCCGUUUUGGUUUAAAUUAUAGGCAAAUUUAAUUGCCUCUUCACGGACAAGAUCCUAAGGCUACAUGACAGAACAAACCAAACGAUACUGUAUCGAUAUGUGUCGGGGGACAAUGAAUAUAACCGAAGAAUUCUGCGUCAAAGUGUUCCGAUAGGGCGCUGGACCGAGUCGCACCAUGAAGACCCAGAAGGCAGGGGCCCCCGGGGGCCCAACGCCAAGCUCUCCUUCCCCACGCCAACGGAUGUCUGGUUUCAGCCUGCGGGGCCGGAAGAAGAAGGAUGGCCUGAUCCAAGGCAAGCUGCGGAUCCGCUCUGUGCCAGGAGCCUUCCUAGUGCUGGGGGUCAUUGUGGUGGUGGUGGGCACGGCUCUGGCAGUGGCUGGGUACUGGCCCUACCGGUCCCACCGAUCAUCACAGCUCCUUGGACUUGGACAACAAGGCUCUGGUUCUGUGGACAGAGCAGCAGGAGGUAGAGGUAAGGGUGUCUCUGAGCCCCAGUCAUCCGGUUGGAACCUGGGGGCUAAGAGACUCCUGACCACGGCCAGUCUGAUCCACAGUGAGCGGAUGAAGCUCCUGGGACCAGUCAUCAUGGGCGUGGGGCUGUUCAUCCUCAUCUGUGCCAACACGGUGCUGUACGAGAACCGCGACAGGGAGACCCAGAUGCUGCUGGCCCAGAUGCAGAGCGUCAUCUGUUCGGUGUCGGCGGCCGUGCCCUCGGCCGACCUCUCAGACAUGUCAGCAGCCAACUCCAUGGCCAAACACUACCAGUGGGUGAGCAGUCUGCCUGCCACCCACCUUAACAUCCUCUGUCUGCAGCAGCUGGCCAGCUCAGAGCCCCUGCUGCAGACGACCAGAGACAGCAGGGAGGAGGAGGAGAGGGCUGACUAUACGUACCAGCAGGCCACCGUACAGACGGAGGCUCUACACCACCAGGAGUCAGCCUCCACCCCUUCCCUCCACUCCUCCCAUUCCAACUCCUGCAACUCCAGCAAGACGGACUUCAACACGCUGUGGGGCGGUGGUGAGCCAGGCGUAGGGGGCUCCAGCCCAGACCCCCAGCCCGCUCACCUCUUUAAGCUCCACAACUGUCUGGUGUCAGCCAGCUCCAUGUCCACUCUGGGAGGGGACGACUGGGAGAGGUCGGAGGUCACAGCCAUGCUUCCCAGGCGCUCCUACAGUCUUAGCUACAGGACUAACCCAGGCCCCCACGGGCCCCAGACUGUAAUACGUCUACAGGAAGGGGCCAUGCGACCCGGGGGACCUGGGGCGGACCCACAGAUAGUGCAGCACAAGCCCCCGCGGAGGGAACGCAGCUUGGACGUGUGUGUGAACAUGGUUGGAUGUGUGGAGACCCCGGAGCUCACCCCCGUAGAGGAACAGAAGCAUCGCAGCUGGCCCCGGUUAGACCUGGGCUGUGCCCGCAGGUACCUGAAGCUGGACAAUAAGGAGGACUCGGUGGACAGACUGCUAGACCAGUUGGAGCAGCAGUGUUCUCAGUGGGAUAAGAGUUUCGGCUCAGGGCCUUUCCAAUGAGACCCAGUAAGGGCCCCAUAUCAGGGUCCUCUGUCUGUUUGUUAAAAGCAGCUUAUGAAGAAAGAUCCUCACGGAUGCUGAUAUAUCGACGACCAGGAGUAGGAGCUUUUUCCGUUGGAUUAUAACUCUGUUUUCACUGACUCCUGAAACCGAGAAACUCUUUUAUUGUACGACACCGAAUUCCUCUCCACGGCGUCGAGCAGCUUCCACAUCUGAAGAUACAAACCUUUUAGAAACCUUGUUACUCGGACUUCCCGUGGCGUGGAUAUAUAAACACAAGUGUCGGAGGACUGCAGACCAAUUGGAUCGGCUUGGCAGACGUUCUGUUUCAAGAGGGGAACAAUACUCCAUACUGUCAAAGACAUUUCCCAGUCUGUUUACUGGGUGGCAGUUAGGCCUUGACACUUGGCAACACUGAAGGAAUCAAUUUGUCUUUCAUUGCCAAGGCGUUGCUUGUUUCCAGGACACAACAAGCACAUCCGAAUGUUGGAGGUGGAAAACGCAUUCUAACGAGGGACUGUCUUCACUGUGUAAUCUAGUUAAAAACCAAACUACUCAAAUCUGUCGGCGAGCCUCAGAUGUGCUUCUGAUAACAGCUAGUAAAAUAAAACACAUGUUCCAUAGACCAAAA